UGCGGCCAUGGCCGAGGCCGGGGAGCCGGAGAGGGGCGCCCCGGGUCCCCAGAGCCCGGCCGAGGAGCCGGCGCUGCAGGAGGAGAGACGGGGCGAGCCGGGGGCUGCCGGCCCGGAGGUGCACGGGGAGGAGGCGAGCGACGGCGCGGCGGAGGCGCCGAGGGGAGAGGGGGCGGAUGCAGCCGGGACCGCCGCGGUGACGGAAGGAGAAGGCCCGGGGCCGGACGGAGGGCGCGCGGGCGAGGUGGCGCCGGGCGCGGGCGGUGACCCGGGGGCCGAGCCGCCGGGCGCGAGGGGAGCGCAAGGCGAGGCCGAGGCGGAGGGGGUCGCCCGGGAGGGAGAGGAGCAGGUGAGCGGCGCGGAGCAGGUGGAAGAGGCAAGCUCAGGGCGCGGCGAGCAGGGCGAGGCCCCCGGGGAGGCUCAGGGGGAGCCGGGGGACACUGCGGCCCCCGAGGCGAAGGGAGAGGCGGAGCGCGGGCCCGAGGAGCCCGGGGCGGUGGGGGACAGCACCGACGCCGAGGGGCCGGCGGGGGACAGCACGGUCGCGGAGGGGCCGGCGGCGGACAGCAUGGAGGUUGGGGGGCGGGCAGAAGGGGCACACGGGGCCGAGGGUGAGCCCCCGGACGGAGGGGACGGCAGCCCCCAACCGCAGGCCGAGGCGUCCGAGGCCACGGCGGCGGAAAGCGCGGAGUGCAGCCCUGGGGAGCUUGCGGGGGAUCCUCGGGGUGCAGCGACGGCCGCCCCGGAGCAGGCGGGGGCCCAGGAGGGAGCAGAGUCGGAGGAAACGGCUCCCGCGGACGCGAGGGCAAACGCCGGUGAGGACGCGGACCAGGGUGGGGCCCGGGAGGAGACGGAGAAGGCCGAGGGAGAGAGGCGGGAGCCGGGUCCAGAGGGGCCAGGCGAGGAGUCCACUGCCGGGGGCGAGGAGGAGCCCGCCGACCGCAGCGCGGAUGCGGAGGUGGCCCCGCCGACGGGGGCGGCGGAGCCCGAGGCCGAGCUGAGCAACCACCUGGCGGAGGAGGGCAGCGCCGAGCGCGGCGAGGAGCCGGCGCGGGUGAACGGCCGCCGGGAGGACGGCGAGGCGUCUGACGAGGGGGCCCUGGGGCAGGAGCACGACAUCACCCUCUUCGUGAAGGCUGGUUGUGAUGGGGAGAGUAUUGGAAAUUGCCCAUUUUCUCAGCGUCUCUUUAUGAUUCUCUGGCUGAAGGGUGUCAUAUUUAAUGUGACAACAGUGGACCUGAAAAGGAAACCCGCAGACCUGCAGAACCUGGCUCCCGGCACCAACCCGCCUUUCAUGACUUUUGAUGGUGAAGUCAAGACGGAUGUGAAUAAGAUCGAGGAGUUUUUGGAGGAGAAGCUUGCUCCCCCAAGGUACCCUAAGCUGGGGACCCAAUACCCUGAAUCCAACUCUGCAGGAAAUGAUGUAUUUGCCAAAUUCUCGGCGUUUAUAAAAAACACCAAGAAGGAUACAAAUGAGAUUUAUGAAAGGAACCUGUUAAAGGCCCUGAAGAAGCUGGAUAAUUACUUAAAUAGCCCUCUGCCCGACGAAAUUGAUGCUUACAGCACCGAGGAAGUCGCUGUUUCUGGCAGGAAGUUCCUGGACGGGGACGAACUCACGCUGGCUGACUGUAACCUCUUACCCAAGCUCCACAUUAUUAAGAUCGUGGCCAAGAGAUACAGAGAUUUUGAAUUUCCUUCUGAAAUGACUGGCAUCUGGAGGUACUUGAACAAUGCAUAUGCCAGGGAUGAGUUCACAAACACGUGUCCAGCCGACCAGGAAAUUGAACAUGCAUAUUCAGAUGUUGCAAAAAGGAUGAAGUGAAGCCGGGGUGUUUUCUGUCUUAUUCCUCAGUUGUGUGAGCUCGACCAUGAAAAGAGCUUGUCCUUUGUGUUUCCCUUCCAAUAACCAUCCUAUGCAAAAUAAUGCCCAUAUUUUAACAACAUCUAUGUCAUAGCAUGAUCCCCUCAACACCAAGUGACACAUAGCCUUAGAAUUGUCAACCCACCUGUGUAUCUGAAUGAUACCUGUAUCUGCUGUUAUACACACCAGUCAUCCAGUUUAUGUUCGUUUAUGUCUGUGACACUCACUGAAGCUUGUAAUCUGUGAUAUUUAGGGCAGGUGUUUUGCAGGUUAAGUUUCAAAGCAAAUAAGGCUUAGGUUCCGUUUCUCCUUUAUUUUUAAAACAUGUCUCUCUUGACAGUUUUCAUAAUCAAGUAUAGCCUAUUUUUCUGCUCUAAAUAGUAGUUGGAUUUGUUGCAGAAUGAAAAUACUGUUUUUGUAAUUACAAAAUGAUACACACUCAUUUUAAUUCUUUAAAACCAUGUCAGAGGGUAUGAAAAAGAAAGAAAGCACUCACUUAACAAUCUCACUACACUUAGAUGACUGCUGACAACUUAUGAUGAACGUCGUCCAAAUCUUCAGACUCUUGGCCUCACACACACAAUCACACCACACACAAUUUCACACCUGUGGGGUAUUGUAUUACUUUAUUUUAAAGGACUGGUGAGGGGACCCUUUGGUAAUGACUACAAAGUGUGAUCACAGAGCUGGAGAGGACACUUGUGGUCAGAUUUCACAGGGGUGGAGAACUGUAGAGUCCACAGACCCACAGGGACAGGCAGGGACCAGCAGGGACCAGAAGCCGUGGAGGUUUUCCCCACCCACUGCCUUGUUCUGUCUUCACGAUGCCACCACCCCUGGUGCCAGGGAAGGCACAGAGGAGAGUGUCCAUCUAUGUCUCUCCUUCCGGCUUCCUUUUGUGCGAUCUUCUCCUGCUCCCCCACCCCUCACGGAGACCAUGCCUCAGGAGGACUCUUAACAUCAGUCGAAUGUUGGAGGGUCUCCCUGCCCUGUGUUGAAAUGUGAAUCAAGCACACUUCGAUUCCUUCCGACGGCCACGCUCUCUAAGACCCAGCACUGCACACCUUCGGCCAUGAUGUCGUGUGGGGCUCACCCAGUUCCUGCUGCUCCUCUAUCAUGUCACUUCAAGGUCAAGCCAGGAAAAUCCAGGGAGAUUAAAUUCAUGGUGACUACUCUUGGGCAGUUCUGGUAAAAAGUCAAGUUGGGGAGGAAGUGGAAACUAUUGACUCAAAAGAGUGUUCUGGUGCGUCUGUGGCUUCCUCUCCACCAUCCCUGGAGUCAGCAUCUCAGCAGCCUCUGUGUGUGGGCUGGAGCUGGCCUCCAACUCAAGGCACAGAGGGCGGAACGGGAGGAUGUUUCCAUCUUCAUCAGGACCCGCAGGUUUGAGCAUCAUCUACCAGGCUGUGUCCUUUUGACAUGUGCACACCUUCCGGAAAACCCUCCUGUCCAGUUGGCUGCAGCAUAUGGUCAAUGUUACAUGCUUGUUAGAAAAAAGAAAAAGUAUACAUCUGUUCCUUGGGAGAUGCGUUUGGAAGAGAGUAAAAUGCGUUAACAGUUACUGUUCUGGGAUUGAGUGAAAAGUGUAAGAGAAACAAACUCCUUGGUACAACGGCCACUUUCUCUCCCCUCUUACAGGAUGCCACGCUCUCACCUGGGGGCGGCUGACCCCAGCCGGCUGUGUGCUUUAUUAGCAUGUAUUUUUGGAGGUAGCAUAUGUCACUAUUACUCAUGGUUCACAUCUAUUUAGGAGUCAGGUUUUUUAGAUGAG
Camelus dromedarius (Arabian camel) is the source of this 3629-nucleotide messenger RNA. RefSeq names its product chloride intracellular channel 6 (gene CLIC6). The transcript has 6 exons. Gene Ontology annotation, molecular function: D4 dopamine receptor binding; D3 dopamine receptor binding; D2 dopamine receptor binding. Bases 8 to 1822 code for a protein of 604 amino acids. NCBI's taxonomy places the organism in Eukaryota, Metazoa, Chordata, Mammalia, Artiodactyla, Camelidae. The record is from RefSeq and is a predicted model, not a curated record.